This is a messenger RNA of Exserohilum turcica Et28A, 819 nucleotides long. RefSeq lists its product as uncharacterized. The transcript has 2 exons. The record is from RefSeq and is a predicted model, not a curated record. Gene Ontology annotation, molecular function: ubiquitin binding. Bases 130 to 702 code for a protein of 190 amino acids. NCBI's taxonomy places the organism in Eukaryota, Fungi, Ascomycota, Dothideomycetes, Pleosporales, Pleosporaceae.
CGACACCGACUGCGCAUCGCCCCUGCGGCCGCCUCCAAGACUCCCCACGCCUCUCACGCCGCUCCCGGGCACGCCUCUGACCUCGCUGCAUCGACACAGCCAUUUCCCACGCAGAGCCGGCGAGCAGUCAUGACGGAGCAGAGCAUCAACGUCCCCCAGGUCCUCGUCUUUAUCGUCGUCACCUUCCUGGCCGUCCGAUGGUACUUUAGCAAGCCCGCAGCCGCAGCGCCAGGCACGCGGGCAGCCGCCAACCGCACCACGCCCCGUCUAAACCUGGCGCAGAUUGACCAGGUAGCCGAGAUGCUGCCGCAGUUCAGUCGAAGAGACAUUGCGUGGGACCUGCAGCGAAACGGCGGAAAUGUCGCGGCAACGACAGAACGAGCACUGAGCGGGAGGGGCUUGGACGCGGCGCCGCCAUCUUUCCAAAUACCGGGUCCGCGAGCCUCGCCUGCGCCCGUCCGGCCAGCAGCUACACCAGCACGACCCUCACAUCCUGAUCUGAUUACGAGAUACAACCUGUCCGCAAAGAUUUCCGAGGCAUCACAGCCCGCGCAAGAAGAGCAACCAAAGUCGAAAGCCUGGAGCACCGACAAGACCGAGAGGCAGGCAAAUCUGCAACGGCGGAGAGAGGAGAUGAUUCUGGCUGCGCGAAGAAAGCUCGAGGCACAGGAGAAGGCAAAGGCUUCAGGAGCAGCUGUGUAGAGACUGGUGUGCUGUGUUCUCUGGAAGAUGCAGGGCUCAUGGCGGAUGAGCAAACACAUUUCACAUGCUGUUGUUAUACCCGGAUUUGCUUUUUUGCAAUACAAGCAUACGUUUAGC